AUGUCAACCCAAACUGUGCUAGCAGGUAGAAAGAGAUUAUCUGAAGGCCUGACAGUAACGCAGAAGGUUUUUGUCAGAUCACGCAAUGGUGGCGCUACAAAAAUUGUUAGAGAACAUUAUUUAAGAAAUGAUAUUCCAUGCUUCUCAAAAGCGUGCACUGAAUGUUCUAAAAUUCUAGUCCCCGAUGCUAAUGACAAACUACCAACAUUUGUAUUAUCUGAAAACCCUGCCAAAUUAGGAAAAUUAGGUAAACAUUACGUAGUGGUAGAUACCAACAUUGUGUUACUUGCCAUGGACCUCUUAGAAAAUCCAAAUUGUUUCUUCGAUGUAAUCGUUCCCCAAAUUGUUUUAGACGAAGUUAGAAACAGAUCGUAUCCUGUCUAUACAAGAUUGAGAAAUUUAUGUGGAGCUAAUGAUGAUACCAAAAGAUUUAUUGUAUUUCAUAAUGAGUUUCAUGAAAUGACUUAUGUGAAUAGGAAACCUGAGGAAAGCAUUAACGAUAGAAAUGAUAGAGCUAUCAGAAAAACGUGUGAAUGGUAUGCAAAUCAUUUGAAGGACCAAGGAAUCAAUAUUGUCCUCCUUACAAAUGAUCGUCUCAACAGAGAAUCUGUAACUAAAAAAGACAACUUUAUUACAAAGAGUUUGUAUCAAUAUGCAGAUACUCUUCCAAAUAGUGAUGAAAUCAAAGAUUUAAUUCCAAAUUAUGACUUAACUGACACAACUAACAAUGAGAUAGCAAAAGAGGAUUUGGCUGAAUUUACAUACCCGGAAUAUUAUUCUCAAGCAAGAAUUUUAGGUGGUUUAAAAAGUGGUGUACUGUACCAAGGUAAUGUGCAAAUUUCCGAAUAUAAUUUCUUGGAAGGCUCUGUUACUUUACCAAGAUUUUCUAAACCCGUGUUAAUAGUAGGACAAGAAAAUCUGAACAGAGCAUUCAACGGAGAUCAAGUUAUCGUUGAAUUGUUACCACAAUCUGAAUGGAAGGCUCCAUCUUCUAUUGCAUUGGAUUCUGAACAUUUUGAUGUUAAUGAUAACCCUGAUAUAGAUGAAGAAAGUGAAGAAAAUGUCAACCAAAAUGGUGGUGCCUCAAUAAUUUCCGAUAAGCAACGUAGACUACUAGCAAAAGAUGCUAUAUUGGCCCAAAAAGCCAAAAAAGUUCAGCCAACUGCUAGAGUUGUAGGAAUUACCAGAAGAUCAUGGAGACUUUAUGUUGGUCAGAUUGCACCAAACUCCGUUGACUUGCAAAGUAACGGAACUCAAAAUGUAUUCGUCAUUUUAAUGGACAAGUGCUUGCCAAAGAUUAGAAUACGUACGAGACGUGCUAAUGAAUUAUUAGAUAAAAGAAUCGUUAUCGCAGUAGACGACUGGCCAGCUACCCAUAAAUAUCCUUUAGGCCAUUUCGUCAGAGAUUUAGGUGGAAUUGAAACGGUAGAAGCAGAGACGGAAGCACUAUUAUUAGAACACGAUGUUGAAUAUAGACCAUUUUCCAGGAAAGUUUUAGAAUGUUUGCCUGCUGAAGGCCAUGACUGGAAGACUCCUUCCAAUAUAAAGGAUCCCGAGGCACUCGCCAAUGAUCCAUUAUUAGCAAAGAGAACAGAUUUGAGAGAUAAGUUGAUUUGUAGUAUUGAUCCUCCUGGAUGUGUAGAUAUCGAUGAUGCUUUGCAUGCAAAACGAUUACCGAACGGAAACUGGGAAGUGGGUGUACAUAUUGCUGAUGUGACGCAUUUUGUAAAACCAGGUACAGCUUUAGACGCGGAAGGCGCCUCCAGAGGUACAUCAGUUUAUCUUGUUGACAAACGUAUUGAUAUGCUUCCAAUGCUAUUAGGUACUGACUUAUGUUCUUUAAAACCUUAUGUUGAUAGAUUUGCUUUCUCUGUUAUUUGGGAAUUGAAUGAAGAUGCAGAUAUUGUCAACGUCGACUUCACAAAAUCAGUGAUAAGGUCAAGAGAAGCAUUUUCUUACGAACAAGCUCAAGUACGAAUUGAUGAUUCAAACCAGAAGGAUGAACUUACUUUAGGUAUGAGAGCUUUACUACAUUUAUCCAAAAAGCUAAAGCAAAAGAGAUUAGAUGCAGGUGCAUUAAAUUUAGCAUCCCCAGAAGUAAAAGUUCAUAUGGACAGCGAAACAUCCGAUCCAGGUGAGGUGGAAAUAAAAAAGCUUCUGGCUACCAAUUCUUUAGUCGAAGAAUUUAUGUUACUAGCAAAUAUUUCCGUAGCGAGAAAGAUAUAUGAUGCUUUCCCUCAAACCGCUAUGUUAAGACGUCAUGCUGCACCACCAUCUACCAAUUUUGAAUUACUAAACGAAAUGUUGCAUCAACGUAAGAACAUGACAAUAUCACUAGAAUCGUCAAAAGCUUUGGCAGAUUCGUUAGAUAGAUGUAUCGACCCUCAGGACGCAUACUUCAACACUUUAGUACGUAUUAUGUCUACUCGUUGUAUGAUGGCCGCCCAAUAUUUUUAUUCCGGUGCCUAUUCGUAUCCUGACUUCAAGCAUUAUGGUUUAGCCGUCGAUAUUUAUACCCAUUUCACAUCUCCAAUUAGACGUUACUGUGACGUUGUUGCGCAUAGACAAUUAGCUGCAGCUAUUGAUUACGAGCCAUUGAGUUUAAUGCACAGGGACAAAAAUAAGAUGGACAUGGUAUGCAGAAAUAUCAACAAAAAGCACAGAAAUGCACAAUUUGCCGGUAGAGCAAGUAUUGAGUACUAUGUUGGACAAGUUAUGAGAAAUAAUGAAUCGGUGGAAACAGGUUAUGUCAUUAAAGUGUUCAACAAUGGUAUUGUUGUAUUGGUUCCCAAAUUUGGUGUUGAAGGUUUGAUUAGAUUAGAAAAUUUGGCGGAUGAUGUAAAUGCCGCUCAAUUUGAUGAAGUUGAAUUCAAACUAUCAUUCACAGCAAAGGGUAGCGGUGAAAAGAAAAAUAUUCAUGUUUUUGACAAGGUUGAAGUUGAAGUUAAAUCAGUGCUAGAUCCUGUUACCAGCAAACGUAAAGCUGAGUUACUAUUAAAAUGA
This is a messenger RNA of Kazachstania africana CBS 2517, 3003 nucleotides long. RefSeq names its product exosome catalytic subunit DIS3 (gene DIS3). The record is from RefSeq and is a predicted model, not a curated record. Gene Ontology annotation, molecular function: endonuclease activity; 3'-5'-RNA exonuclease activity; RNA binding. The coding region runs from base 1 to 3003 and encodes 1000 amino acids. Gene Ontology annotation, biological process: rRNA catabolic process. Gene Ontology annotation, cellular component: nuclear exosome (RNase complex); cytoplasmic exosome (RNase complex). The transcript has a single exon. Lineage: Eukaryota; Fungi; Ascomycota; Saccharomycetes; Saccharomycetales; Saccharomycetaceae.